This is a messenger RNA of Paramecium sonneborni, 1389 nucleotides long. The record is from the annotation of a GenBank genome assembly. NCBI's taxonomy places the organism in Eukaryota, Ciliophora, Oligohymenophorea, Peniculida, Parameciidae.
AUGGAAAAAUUUAUUGAAAAUUUUACAAAAGCAUAAAUAUUGCCAUCUUUAAGUGAUUUUGUUAGAAUUCCAAACUUAAGUCCUUAAUUUGAUCCAGAAUGGGAUAAAAAUGGUCUUCUUGACAAAGCUUGUGAUCACAUAGUAUCUUGGAUUGAAGUAUAAAAAAUUAAAGAUAUAUAGUAAUAAAACAUUAAAAAUUGUAAAGUAGAAGUAUUGUAAAUAAAAGGUGCUCCAAGAGCUAUUCAUGUGAAUAUUUAAAGUUUAAAUCCGACUGUUGUGUUUUAUUAUGGACAUUAUGAUAAGUAGCCUCACUUUCCCGGAUGGAGAGAUGGAUUUGGUCCGACUACACCUGUAAUAGAAGAUAAUAGAAUGUAUGGAAGAGGAGUUGCAGAUGAUGGUUAUGCUCCAUAUGCAGCAAUUGGUGCUUUAUAAACUUUAUUAUCUCAAGGUUUAGAAUAUCCUACUAUUGAAAUGUUAUUUGAAGGAGAAGAAGAAAGUGGUAGCAAUUUUUUAAUGCAAUAUUAUGAUAUUCUUAAUUUAAAGAGAGUUGAUAUUAUGGUAGCUUUAGAUUCAGGAAGUGGAGAUUAUGAAAGGUUAUGGUUAACUAGUUCACUUAGAGGUUCUAUGAAAAUAGAUUUAAAUGUAAAAGUAUUGGAAUAUCCUAUUGAUGCUGAUGAAGCAGGAGUAGUACCAUAACCAUUGAAUAUUAUGAGGAUUUUACUUAAUAGAUUAGAAGAUCCAAAUACUGGUUUAGUUCAUAAAUCAUUGCAUACAAUUAUUCCACCAGAUCGUUAUGAGGAAUGUUUACAAUCUGCAGACUUAGUUAAAAUUGAGUUUGCUAGAUAAUCUGAAAAAAUGGAAUCUUGCAAUGUACAAUAAUAUAUUAAUCGAAAUUGGAAACCUGCUGUGUCUUAUAUAGGGUAGGAUGGAUUUCCUUUAUUAUAAUAAAAUAUUGAUUAAAUAGUUCCUGAAUUAACAAUAAGACUGUCUAUUAGAUUACCACCAAAUAAAUGUGCAAAAGAAGCUGCUAAUUUUGUUAAAUAAUUACUUGAAAAAGAUCCACCAUUUAAUGCAAAUGUGAAAGCGAAUAUAAUUGCUGCAGGAACAGGACUUAACAUAAAAUCUUUCAGUCCUAAAUUAAAAGAGAUUCUGAAUUCAGCAUCUAAGAUUUUUUUCAAAGGGAAUGAAUCUAGAGUUUUUCAUGAAGGUGCAUCAAUUCCAUUUUUGAAUUAAUUAAAUGAAAGAUCUCCUUAAGCUGAAUUCCUUGUUUUAGGAGUUCUUGGGCCUGAUUCUAAUGCCCAUGGAGCUAAUGAAAUGUUAGAUUUGAAUUAUAUGAAAGGAUUAAUAGGUUGUUUGGCAUAUACGAUGAAUUAAUUUAUUAAAUCAUGA